GUGAAUGUUCUCCAUUGGUUCUCUGCAUCCCGGCAGUUUUUGGUCCACCGCCGUGCGUCAUAUGAGACAGAAUUUUUUGUGAAAUUUUCAACAAUUAUUAGAUCGAUGAUAUGACCCAUGUAGAAUAGCGAAAGGCCUUACAACUUUUUCUUUUUGUGUUUUGAAUAGGUUUGUUUCUUCAAAAAAUUAUUAGUUUUGGAUAUGAUCUUCAAGCCGUACGAAAAAGAUUUUGGUGCACCAGUUCACUAGCUUCUAGUAGUGGAAGAUCCUCCUUGCGCUACACCUCCCUGUAGAUGCGUAUAAAGGAUACAGAAGAAUAAACUGAAACGAGCCACAGCCUGAUCAUCCCAGCGAAGUAAAAUCGAAGCGAUGCAUCGGCUGAGAACUGCAUCAAGCGAAAACUGUACUAUGCGGCAGUCUUGGUCCUCUGCCAGACCCUCAUGCGGCGGGGGCAGGAGUUCAUCUUGCCUUGGCGUUGGCAUGAAGCUUUUUGUCUCGAGUUUCAUCUGUUUCGGCUCUGGAAUACAGACGUCGCUGGCUACAUUGAAUGUUGAGGAUGUUGAACCCGAACGACGAGGGGAUGGGUCGACAACGGAGAUGAAUGGUACGCCUGCUUCGCGGAGGUCCGACUCCGGUCAUUCGAAUUACAGCGAAGCGCGGGGGGUCGACGAGCAUGUACAGGUGGAGGAUGGUGGUCCGUCUCCAGCGCGGCAUGAUCUUUCGCACAGAACUUCUUCUACUUCCUCUGCCGCAAGUAGAACAGCGCCUGGACGACCACGAGAGGGUCGUGAAGAAAAUUCUUCCUCCCCGCGAGAAGUUGUCGCCCCGGCAGAUGAGCCAGAAUCUCUUUCUGGCACGACCAAAGGAGUAGACGGCGUUAUUUUUCAACAACAUCAAAUUAGCCACGCUACUUCAACAUCCUCUCAGCACGUGGUUCGUAACGAAAACGAGUGGGCGGCUCAUGCCAGAACAAGCACGCAAGGUGGAUCGUGGGCGCGCACUAGACCGAGGAGCGACCACUUCGAAACGAGUCAAGAAUCCUCGCCACAGGCCCGACACAUAGUCGGACGCACGAGCGGCGGUGUCGAUUUUCAUAGUAGCGUUGUCUUCGGACAGCGGCAGAUGGGGAAGGCCGCACAGCGCGAGGAGCGCUGGACCCAGGCAAGGGAUCACGAUCGUCCGCAUCAACAUGCUGGACCGCGAUUGCACGGCGGGCGAUCCUCCGCGACGUCCAACAACAAAGCUGCCACGGAUCAUUUUAAUUGGAAACUGCAAGACCUUUCCCAGCUCGGUGAAUUCACGGGCCGAAUCGUGACAUAUUCGAGCAGCCACAAGUUGGGAAAGGUCCUUCCCCUCCGCUCCUUGCUCGGGUUCGCGUACAUUACGCCCGACACCCUGCUUCCCCUGCAGGGCCUGCCAGGCAUCAAGUACCACCCGGACGACGAUGUCAACGCGGUUAUAUCAAAAGGAAAAAUCCCCCCUCCCCACAUCAAAAGGAAGUCUCUGAUGCUGGAUUUGCGUACAUCACAGAUCAGCUUUGUAUUGCAGAGAGGCACUUCGGGCAGAUCUCCAGGCUAGUUAGGGGCGUACGUGUCUAGUUGUUCAGCAUGGCAAGCGGGUCACUUUUAGGGCCAACAGCAUGACAAAUCGCUUCCAUAGUGGGGCGGAAGCUUCUGCCCUUGUCUUCUUGCAAUACAAAUGUGAUUUGCGACCUCAAAUCAGCAACGCAAAUUUUCGGAAGCAUACCUUUUCGAUAUGGGGAGGGGGGAUUUUUACUCAGGAUAGGUUAGUGAAAAUAUUCACACCUACGUCGCGCGGGAGAUCAGCGACUUGGCAUAUCAAAUGUAAAAAUGUCUGGGUCUGGAAGAUUAGAACUUGUCAUGCUAAAUCCGAAUGAUGCAAAAAUCUGUGUUGCGUGAGUGCCAAAAGCUGCCCGCUUUUGCCCAAGUUGAGAGGGAGUUUCUCAUGCAGGAAAGGCAUGAUGGAGACCUCAAAGAAUCUGUCAUGCUGGGUCUCGCAUUGCAGACCUCAUGGGUCAUGGAAAACCUGCAUCACAAAUCUUGCAUUCUUCCAGACCCAGACAUUUUUACAUUUGAUAUGGCACAGGACGACACCAACACGUGCUGGACCUCCACCGGAGCUUCGCUCAGCACCAGGUACUAGUACUUCAUCCUAUGGGACGAGUUGGAAAAAGUACUGCUAUACUCGGCUCCUGGUUUCUCAUCAGGGAGCUGAGGAUUGAUUUCGGUUGGACAGUGAGUGAAAGCAAAGCGAAACAAACAAAGGGAAAGCAAAUUGAGCUCUGGUGACUAUUUGUGUUUGUGCUAUUGAUAUGUCAUUCACGCUAUGAGUAUGAUUCGUUUGUGUACAGAGAGAUGCUUUUCUCGUCACCAAGAUGCGAAAUUGUAUUUCUUUGUCCGUGCAACUACGCUAAGGUGCCGGCGCCCCCACAUUCCGCUCUCGGUGCCCAUCCCGGUACGCUUCGGACUGAUUCGCAGCUCGCACACGCGGUCCGGGUUUGAGGCGGUGAAUGUGCGCCAGAUUAACGGGAUGCCGGUUCCGAUCCACAUCUAUGUGAAGGAGCUCUGCACCUUUCAGUAUUAUGACGAUGGAGAGGACCACGUCGAGCAGCUGCCAGGAGUCAGUAGUACUGCAACCGGAUUCUCGCAGAGCAGUAGAGGUGCGGUUGGAGCAGCCGGUCCCUGGACUACCGCGCCGCGCAAACAUCGAUUUCUUCAGCAACUACCCGCUCACGAAAUAAACGGCAGAAAAAUGCAGCAGGAUAAAACUCCGUUCCACGUCGAAGACCACGGGCGAAACGCGUUUCCAGGGGCCGCCGGCCUAUGGGGUCCUUGGCCAGUGCAGGAGGCGCUCGACGACAUUACUGCGGCUGACGACGACAAGAUGGAUGUGGAUCUUCUCAAGGAAGAAGACAAAAGAGAAGUUGCACUGAAUUUACAACCGGGCCGCGCGGGCCACCCCGAUCGAUUGGUUUAUCUGCCAGAUAACGAAGAUGAGGAUAAGGACCGUUCCGCAUUCAUGCCGCUUUCUUACUCACGGAACGCCGGGCUACUUCAGCUCGUCUGAGAUCCCGAAAAGAUCCUAUCAAGAUAUUCAGGAGCAUUUUCCAGUGGAAUUCGGUCGGGCAUGGGGCCACUUUCCGGAGUUCACGGCCGCCGCCUUCAUUCUCAAAAGCUCCGAUCAAAUGCCGAUCAAGGUCCUCUCGGAUGCCACUUUUUUUGCGCCGCCAAAUCCAUCGAUUCUAGUCGUGGGAGAGGCCAGGAGAAGCGGCAAAAAAAGUGUCCUCUGGACAGGAUCUUAAUCGGAACUUGAUCGGAACUUUAUCGGAUCUUGAACGGAACUUUUUAGGAACUUUUUUCUCGCCUCUGACGCUUUUGCCAUACCGCCGUGAUUGGAGACUUUGAACCUUGGUCGGAUCCUUGGUCGGAUCUUUUGUUUGGGGUUGCAGAAGUGGCCUCUCUACCCUUGAAACCAGGGCUGUUUCUUUGAUUUAACAAAUUCAGCGGAUUCGUUUUUGAAUCAAAAAAAAAACUCGCUUUGGGGCUAGUGCGCCGUCUUUUGGUGGACCAUUUCCGACCUGGCCUUGCCCUCGGGCUCGGGUAUUUCUGGCCCAUGGAAGCGGGAUGGACCCUGCGGACGGGGGCAUGCAAUUCCGUCCAUUGCCGGGCCCCAGAUUGUUCCGCGUCGUGCCAGGGCUUUUACAACCGCGCGACCACUCGCUCGCCCUUGUUGGGUGUGGGCAUUCGUCACUCCCAGCGAGCUAGCACCUGCGGCACCGCCCGUGGGGCGUCUGGUCCUUUCUCACAUCUAUCAUGCCAUCGUGUAACGCGCGUUACACGAGCGGUCUAUGCUUCCCGUUCGUCUGCAAGUUGUCGCAGAGGCUACAGAGGGGCGGGCGCUCCGAAUCUUUCCGACCCCUCCCCCUGGAGUGUCGAGGGUGAUCUUUCCAGGAUCUUAAUGGGACCUCAGGGCGUCGUCUGUGGCCCGUCGUGCCGCCAGUAACUUUCUGAGGACAAGGACCGUUCCGCAUUCAUGCCGCUUUCUGAGGAGCACGGAGUAGGAAGUGACUAUAUACCCAAACCGGCGUGUUUGGAUUUCGCCGGUUUAUUGAAAUUUCCUCGAUAAGUAUUGAGUCGCCACUCUUAUCUAUCCCACGAAAAAAGUGCUAUACAGUUACACACUUGUAGUGAAUUCAGUUCAGCAACACAAAUUUCUUUGCAUGAGAGAAAACCUGUAAUGCAGAAAUCCUACGGGAAAACACAUACGAAAUGAGGCUCCUAUGUAUAUCCGGCAUGCCAGAGCUUGUCUGUCUUGCUUGGCCUGCAACGCAGUGUGUAACUGUGCAACUUUUUUCUUGCAAUGUUAUCCAAUUUGUCGGUCCUGCUGCUGUGCAUGUUGGGUCAAAACACCCAACCUGCGAAAUUUAAUUUUCUGAGCCCGCUUUUUCACAAAAUAAAACUUUCGCAACAUGUUGCCCCUCAGCUGAAAAUCGCAAACAGAAUCCGAAUUCCCCCAAAACAAAUUAACCUCAGAGCCGCGGUUUCGCCUUCGGGCCCCGCUUCGUUGUGGCCCGGGUGUCGUAGGGGUAGGCCCCCCACGACAUAUUCCGACUGCCCGCGCGCGAUGGUGUGCGUGGCAGUUGCUUGGGUUUUUCUGUGUUACGUCACCAGGCCAGAGAUGGCUACUUGGUUUCAUUUUUGGAACCCUUCCGAUGUUGAUUGUUUUCAUUUUCCGGAUUAGACAGAGACUGUCUUCCGACUUUGAUAGAGACGCGCAGGGAGCUGAUAACUCAGCGAAUGGCUGUGCCCUGGCGGCCAUGUCAGCGAUGCGGGAAAGAGCCAGAAGCUAACCGAUGUCGAUUACUCUUUUUGUAGUUGUGCCAGAGAAUGGGAAUACAGCGAAAGAAGUAGGGGCAUGGUGAGCUUCGCUGGCGCAGGCGCUGAGGUGGGGAGGGGAUUUGGAGGCGCGGCGUAUGUUCAUAUAGGUGGCGUUUCGUAUCAAUAUCUAUUGAGGAUUUUUCAAUAUUUCGAACAAUGCAAACACGCAUGUUUGGCGAAUAGAGGAUAAGGACCGUUCCGCAUUCAUGCCGCUUUCUGAGGAGCACGGAGAAAUCAGCACAGCCACGGGGCAGAACUCGAUAGAAGAGGAGCCCGAGCCGACGCCAAUGAUACCUUCGGUACUUUUUAUUGUAAAUGAUUGAAGAAGUUGAGCUUGAAGUUGAUCUGAUUGCGUACUUAGUUAUUUCUCAUGCAGAAGCUUCAAUAUCAAAUGCCAAAGAACAAAGUGAGGAACUUAACUUCGUCGUUGUGUUGGCUGUAAAGCUAAUAUAAACUAGAUGAAGUUCUUGAACUUGAAGAUAACUAACACUAUCGCCAGGGUUGCCCUACCCCAGAGGAAGUGUAUUUUUCCACCACCACGGAGCGGCACAGCCCGCAGUCCCACGGGCAGCUGGCACAGGGCCUAUCCGCUCGGUUGGCGCUUUUGAAGAGCCAAGGCGGAGCGAGAGACGAAUUCAUAACAAGAGCGGGUGGUGGUGGUUCAGAUUACGUGGUAGCAGAGCACCAGCCCGGCGGUGAUUUGCAUGUUUCGCGCGGAGGUCCGUGCGCAGCAAGCGUUGGUGGAGCUUCCGAUAGUGCUAGCGUCGCAACCAGGUCGUGGACUGCAGCUCAGCAGGAGACCACGAGAAGUCAGCAGAUCCGAAACGCGGAUGGAGAUGACCGAGGAGACCGCACGACGCCGCUUCUUUCCCGAGGAGGACGAGGAGGACUGGAUAUCCAGUCGCCAGCAUCCAAUUGCGUCGCCACUGCGGUGUCAAUCGGUGGGGAUAAUGUGGCUCUGCUUCGGCCAACGAGCAGCUCAACAGCACAUCACGUGACCGGAAGCGGACUUUUGCCGUGUGGUACUAGUUUUUUCGGGCAGAAUUGCUGUGUGCUUGAUGGCUCUUCGAUGGCGGCAAGAAGUGCGAUAAACCAAGCCACUGCUGCGCAAUGGUUUCAAAGUGGAAUCAUGACCGCCGCUGCAGCGAUGUCCGCAUAUCAAGCAGCUGCGCAGCAGAACAUGCAAUUUGCCACGGCGGGAACAGGCGGUGUUGUGCAACAGUCAGGUGGUCCUGUCUCGCCGAGCGUUUCUUUGGGCGGAACUUCCGGAACGCCUACAGCUGCAACCAGGACCCCUAGCAAGGAGUAUUGUUACAACAGCCCGCAGCAUCGGACUUCAUCCCUAUCGCUUCCCGGUUCUGCAGACGACGCUGCUGGCCGUCCGGCGAUGGACGUCGCGAACGGCAAUCGGUUCGGUCUCAACCAUUCAUCUCCGAUUCACGCGACAGGAUCUCCCACGACUUCGUCGCCCAGCUCGUCCUAUGCGUGGAAUGGGUCUACUUCCCUUCUUGCGCCGCCGCCCUACGCAGCUCCCGGCAGCCCGGCCGGAAGUUUAUUUGGGUCACCGAUCGCGCUCGCGGGAGGCGGCGCCGCGGCCCACAGUCCUCCUCCAUUUGGAGUGUGGCCGACCAGUCCGCAGGCAGCACAUGGUGCAGGGCAACAUGCCAAUCACCAAGUAAUGUGGGUCCCAGUUCCGGUCGUGCAAAUGCCACUAUCGCCCAUGGCCCAACAGCCAGGACGAGGGAACUAUCCGAACACCCCUGGGAUUCAGCCCGCGGCAAGCGGCCUGUAGGAAAAACUGGUUGAGGGUGUUUGCGCAGGUUUAGGGUGUUUGAAGCAUUAUUUCAUGAUGAUAGUAGAUGUAGAUAUGAUAUCGUUUUCGUUUAAUUCUUCGAUUGGAAAAAUGCAAACUUUUCUUUGAGUUCCAUAACAAUUAACAAGCUUCAACAAAGUCCGGCUAAAGCGAUGGCCGACGGUUGCAAACGAAAGUUGGGUGCAAGGUGAAGAAGGACGCAAUAAGAAUAUAGGCCUACUUAUAUACUACAAUGUCAAUGUCUGUAGAAAAUUUUGGCGCGCAAGAAUUUACGUUAACCUAAACCAAAAACUUUUCGUUGAACUAUAACGUAAUGCGUUGAGAACACUGCAGCAUUUCUUCCUCGGGUCUCGGGUCAAUUAAGUACCCUUCAUCUGCUGAUGCAGCAGAGAAACUAUAAAAUUAGCAGGAAUUGAGCCCCGACGUUUUUGCCCAAUAGUCCCUGAGAAUACAAGAUACCGCUUGCGCUUGGUUCAUAGCGAAAGUGUGAGCAAAAUUUAGGUGUAUCUAAUGUGUGUAUGUUUCCGAGCAUGUUGUACAGGUUCGUGUCAUCGAUCAAUCGGAU
Molecule: messenger RNA, 7276 nt
Organism: Amoebophrya sp. A120
Lineage: Eukaryota; Dinophyceae; Syndiniales; Amoebophryaceae
Source: the annotation of a GenBank genome assembly